AUCGUCAUCGCCUACAUCACUCAGCCUGCUGAACAGGUAUGAAGAAUUGCAGCCUCAAAAGUACCUACCUGACAGCAUCUAGAGCACCUCUACAACUACAGGUAACAGGUGCCUGCCUACCCGCUCGCUCUCUACGCUACUACCCCACUAAAACCAAUUACUAUCCGACUAUCUUACCUCUUACCUGUCUUGGGCUUGCUGUGCCUACUACUCACCGACGACCGACCAACCAACACAGCCAUCACCACCGUUGCCGUCGUCGUCGUCGUCUCCCUUCCUCCUCUCUACCCCUCUCAUUCAGCAUAGGCUAUUCUUGCUCUAUACGGGACGCCGACCUUGUGAAGCUUCGAUCGCGAGCCUCUCCUCCCUCUUUCUCCCCGCUGUCUCCCCCUCUCCCUUCUCGCCAUGGCAAACCAAACUCCGGCCGUUGUCAUGGACAACGGCACGGGCUUCUCCAAGCUCGGUUUCGCCGGCAACGAUUCCCCCUCUUUCGUCUUCCCUACGGCUAUUGCUACCAAGGGUCCCGCUGCGGGUAGCGGCGGAACUGGCUCUGGCCGCCCAGCCGUUGCGAAUAAGCCAUCAUUUCUUACGGGCGGUGCUGGUCCCACUGGUCAUCUAUCUAUGAAGCGCGGCACGGAAGAUCUGGAUUUCUUUAUCGGCGACGAGGCAAUAGGCGCUUCGAAUGGUCCAGGUUACGGUCUGCAUUAUCCUAUUCGCCAUGGACAGAUCGAAAAUUGGGACCACAUGGAAAGAUUCUGGUCAAACUCCAUCUUUAAGUAUCUUCGGGUCGAACCUGAAGACCAUUAUUUCCUCCUCACCGAACCGCCUCUUAACCCCCCUGAGAACCGCGAGAAUACGGCUGAGAUCUUUUUCGAGUCUUUCAAUUGUGCUGGUCUCUACAUCGCCGUUCAGGCCGUCCUCGCCCUCGCUGCCUCCUGGACAUCGACUAAGGUGACUGAUCGAUCGUUGACCGGUACUGUUAUUGAUUCGGGCGACGGUGUCACCCACGUCAUCCCUGUCGCCGAGGGCUACGUCAUUGGCUCUUCCAUCAAGUCUAUCCCCAUUGCCGGUCGAGACAUCACGUACUUCGUGCAAUCUCUACUUCGAGACCGAGGCGAGCCCGAUAGCUCUUUGAAGACGGCACAGGAGAUUAAAGAAGAACACUGCUACGUCUGUCCCGACAUUGUGAAGGAGUUUUCUCGUUUCGACCGUGAUCGUAGUCGGUUUCUUAAGCAUGUCGUGUCUCAACCUAGCGGCCGCCAAGUCAGCGUGGAUGUGGGCUAUGAGCGAUUCUUGGCCCCUGAAAUCUUCUUCAACCCCGAAAUCUACUCAUCCGACUUCCUGACACCCCUACCCGUUGUUGUCGAUGGUGUCAUUCAAUCGAGUCCGAUCGAUGUACGACGUGGACUUUACAAAAACAUUGUGCUUUCCGGAGGUAGCACCUUAUACAAGGAUUUUGGUCGAAGGUUACAGCGAGACAUCAAGCACUUGGUAGAUGCACGCAUUCGUGCUAGCGAAGUUCGCAGUGGCGGUGCAAGGAGUGGCGGAUUGGAGGUGCAAGUUAUUUCACAUAAGCGGCAACGACACGGCCCGUGGUUCGGAGGAAGCUUGUUGGGCCAGACUCCUGAAUUCAGGUCGUAUUGUCAUACUAAGGCUGAGUACCAAGAAUACGGGCCCAGUAUCGUGCGAAGGUUUGCACUACUUGGUGGUCCCGGGGGUUCGUAAUUUUAAGCAGAAAAUCUUGAUUUCGGUAAAUGUGAUGAAUGCGUUGCUAGCCGUGAUGUUUACCAUGUAUGUAGUUGAGGUGUUUAUAGCUGUUGAAAUAAAAAUCAUCAACGCACACAAUGCCUACGCGGUAGAUCUGCGCC
Messenger RNA from Xylaria bambusicola, 1868 nucleotides. RefSeq names its product actin family. Gene Ontology annotation, molecular function: actin filament binding. The transcript has 8 exons. The record is from RefSeq and is a predicted model, not a curated record. Gene Ontology annotation, cellular component: Arp2/3 protein complex; actin cortical patch. Gene Ontology annotation, biological process: Arp2/3 complex-mediated actin nucleation. Bases 406 to 1725 code for a protein of 439 amino acids. NCBI's taxonomy places the organism in Eukaryota, Fungi, Ascomycota, Sordariomycetes, Xylariales, Xylariaceae.